Daphnia carinata is the source of this 1779-nucleotide messenger RNA. RefSeq names its product WW domain-binding protein 11-like. The record is from RefSeq and is a predicted model, not a curated record. Gene Ontology annotation, biological process: mRNA cis splicing, via spliceosome. Bases 90 to 1658 code for a protein of 522 amino acids. Lineage: Eukaryota; Metazoa; Arthropoda; Branchiopoda; Diplostraca; Daphniidae. The transcript has 5 exons. Gene Ontology annotation, cellular component: spliceosomal complex.
UAUCGACUGAAAUCAAACGAUAAUUUUCUAUUAUCCUUGUGUUGUUUCUGUCGUUUGGUUUCUGGCUCGUCUACUUUGGAAAACUAAAAAUGGGGAAACGCUCGAUAAAUACCACUAAAAGUGGAAAAUUUAUGAAUCCAACUGAUCAAGCACGGAAAGAAGCACGAAGACGUGAAUUAAAGAAGAAUAAGAAACAACGGUUACUCGUCAGGCAAACUGUGUUGAAAGGAAAAGAUCCUACAACCAUCUUUGCAGAACUGGAAAAAAUUGAUCAAAUGGAGUUCAAUCCAGUUCAAUCUGCACCACUAAGUGAAAAAGUGUUAAAGGAAAAGAGAAAAAAGCUAAGGGAUACAUUAAAUAGAAUUAUGAGGCUCUAUGAAAAAGAAGAACCAACCCAGUGGACCCAAAUCAAAGCUAUGGAAGUACAGUAUGAGAAACGAAGAGCAGAGCUUAUCAUAUACUGUGAAUCAGUGAAACAUACUCAGACAGUGAACCUUGAAGAGAUUCCUUUGCCAAACUUGGAUUCAUCAAGUUCUUCAAGCUCAUUACUUCCAGCUCCACCAGGCAUUUUAAAGAAAAUCAGCAACUAUGGGUUGUUACGCAAAUCACCUGGUGUUCCGUCAGUUCCACCGCCCGAAAUUUACGAUAUUUGGGAUGAAGGUGAUGGAGCUACUGCAGAGCCCGGUAUUCCAGGAAUUGACGACGAAGAAGAAGAUCUUCCUCCUUACCAUACAUACUAUCAAUUCAUUCGCCCUCCUCUUGAAGACAUAGCGUUACCUAAAGACACCAUAGAAGAUGACGCUGAAAUGGCUGAAGAUUAUGACGAAGAUGAUGAUGCUGAAAGCGAUGAUGAUAAUUCAGAAGCAACCGCUAAACCGGUUCCAGUACCUGCCGAACCACCGCGGCCUACAACACUUCAACAGCGAAUGUUAGCGAUUGCCGGUCAGGAUGUCAACACAGUUAUUCAGGAGAUGGACUACUUGCACCGCCAAAAAGAGAUGAAUCGCCAAAUAACUCACGAAACAAGAAAGGCACGGAUGGAAGCAGGAGAAUUUGACGAUGACCCUUCAUUAGAUAACAAUAAAUACCCUCCACAUAUGCCACCUCAUCCUGGGCAGUUUCAACGACCGCCGAUGAUGCCUGCCUAUGGACCCUAUGGUUCUAUGGGCCCACCUCCACCCAUGGGAUAUGGUGGAUUCGCUCCUCCCCCGAUUCCAGGAUCUAGAUUACCACCAGGUCCUCCACCCAGAAUGCCUCAGGGUUUAACACCACGGCUUAUUCGACCUCCUGGGAUGCCUCCUCCGCCUCCACCAGGUCUACGUCCAGGCGUACCAUCCAUGCUUACUGGUCGACCGCAAUUGAGCACUAGCGCCCCGUCCAAGCCGUCUUCAAAACCUACAGCUUCUAUCAUUGAAGCUAAACCGCAGAUGCGAAAUCUUAGCGCAGAUUUAACAAGAUUCGUCCCCACCACGUUAAAAGUUAAGAAAGACAUGCCACCGAAGAAAGAUCUUGCUAAAUCGAGUGCCAAUCCACACAUUGAAUGGAGGACUCCACAAGUACAGGUUUCAAGUAAAGCCGCGCCAGUAGUUCAACCUCCUGUGAAAACAAAAGAUGAUGCGUAUUCACAGUUUAUGAAAGAAAUGCAAGGAUUUAUGUAAGCGACUGAGCAACCGGAUUUUUCUUCUGCACUCGACUUUUCGACACGAAACUUAAUUCAAAUUGUAUUUCUCCACUGAGUUUCAUUUUGUGAAUUAAACAACUAAGAGAUUCUUAAAAAAA